AAUUAAACCCCCAACCCAUAACGGAUAUCAUCUAAAUCCAUCGUUCAACAAUCGCUUUCAAGUAAAAUGAAAUUACCCAAACACCCUCGACCCCAUCAAUAUCAAGAAGAGACACCCAAGUGCGUAAACGUCAUUCCAUACGUGUAUUUUCUCAUGAUGACAAAUGGGCUUGGGCCAAAGUAAAAAAUAGGACGUUUUCUCCGUCACCCAACGGACACAGCCUUCCCCACUCUCUCCCCUCAAUCACUACCCGUGCGCACGUUAGCUGUCCCCUUACACAAUAAUGUCAUCAUCUCUGGCCACUUCGCCACAGUGAAAUCAAAACUUACAACUAACUCUGAAAUUUCCAUGGCUCGUUGAAAUCGAAUUGAUUAAUAAAGGAAUCAAGUCGAAGCGUUAAGCAUUAAUUAAACGGCAUGAUGACACUAGCUUAUGGGGAAUGAAUGGGAAAUGGAUUUAGUGAGAGAGAGAAGAGAAAGUGGCAGGCAUGUACAUGUACUGACUGAGGAGUGCCAUAAAUGGAUGAUGUGUAUGGUCAGUAGCUCAGCUCCUUUAUAGCCUGCCAUAACAACAACAAAACCUGUACGUCACUCCCUUUCCAUCUUUACUAUAUCACCCUCAUCACUUUCUCUCAAUACUCAACUCCUUUUUUCAUUUAUUUAUGAUUUAUCAUUUAUCAAAUCAAAACGACACCGUUUUGAAUCUCAUACUCCGAUAACUUCAAAUCCAUAUCCAACCGUCGCGAAUCGGAGAUCAUGUGUUAAUUUGAGUGAACCAUGAAUCCUUUGUGCUGCAUUGCUCCGGUUUCGAUCGAUCGGGACCGUGGUAACCCUGUCGUGGCCAAAUCGAAUUCUCAGUAUCAAUUAGGGCUUGAUUCGUCGAUCAAAACAGUGAACUCCGCUUCCAAAUCGAGUUUAUCAACUCAUGAUUCAUCGAUCGCUGUGGAUUCCGUUAAAUCGUCCUCCGCGGGUUUGAAUCACGACGACGAGGAUGCUGUUCACGAGCCUAGGGAUUCUAAGGUGUUUGCCGGCGGUAAUGGCGGCGGUGUUGCUGGCAGUGUGGCGGGGAUUUUGUAUAAGUGGGUGAAUUACGGUAAGGGUUGGAGGUCUAGGUGGUUUGUGUUGGAAGAUGGUGUGCUUUCUUAUUACAAGAUUCAUGGACCGGAUAAGAUCUUGACGAGUCCUGCUAAGGAUAGGAGUGUUAGGGUGAUCGGAGAGGAGUCGUUGAAGUACACGAGAAAGGCGAAUUGGAACUUGAAUCGAGCUUCUGGUGUUGUAGUUGGAGGAGGAGCUACCAAGCAAUGCAAACCCUUCGGUGAGAUACAUUUGAAGGUUUCUUCAGUUCGCUCCAGCAAGUCUGAUGAUAAGCGGCUUUCCGUAUUUACUGGGACAAAAACUCUUCACUUGAGGUGUGUAUCUAGAGAAGACAGAGCCAUGUGGAUUGAAGCCCUGCAGUCUGCAAAAGAUCUUUUUCCUAGAGCUCUGACAAGCAGUGAUCUUGCAACUCCAGAAGAUAUUGUAGUUUCGACAGAGAAGCUGCGAUCAAGAUUAUCACAGGAAGGCAUAAAUGAAGAAAUCAUUAAUGACUGUGAAUCUAUUAUGCUAUCUGAAGUCUCAUAUCUUCAAGGCAAGUUGAAGUUUCUUCAGCAGAAACAUGUUAUGUUGUUGGACACCUUAAAACAACUGGAGACGGAGAAAAUAGAGUUGGAAACUACUGUAGUAGAUGAAACAAAAGAACGCGAGUCAUAUUGCGGACAAGGAAAUAGAAGAUUUAGUGAUUUCUAUUCUGUUAUGUCGGAGGGCAGUGCUACAGAUUCAGUUGCAGAUAAUGAAAGCCAAGAUGGAGGAGACGCUGAAACAGAUGAUGAUGAUGGAACAUAUUUUGAUACUAAUGAGAUUUUAUAUUCAGAUGCCUUAAGAAGUGCUUCCUAUCGAAGUAGAGAAGGUACGGGAAAUGCCAGUAUAUAUGAUAGAGAUUAUAUUCUUCAUGACAGUUUGCAUGGGUUUGAGAAGGCAAUUAAAGAUAUAAGCUAUCCUUAUGUCAAAAGAAGGGAUAAUUUACCAGAACAGAAAGAGAAAGAGAAACCAGUUGGCUUGUGGUCAAUUAUUAAAGACAAUAUAGGGAAGGAUCUUUCUGGAGUUUGUCUCCCUGUUUAUUUUAAUGAACCACUCUCUUCAUUGCAAAAGUGUUUUGAAGACCUGGAGUACUCAAUCCUAGUUGAUAGAGCAUUGGAGUGGGGAAAGCAGGGGAAUGAAUUGAUGAGAAUUCUAAAUAUUGCAGCAUUUGCUGUGUCUGGCUAUGCGUCCACUCAAGGUCGACAAUGUAAACCUUUCAAUCCUCUACUUGGGGAGACUUAUGAAGCUGACUAUCCAGAUAAAGGACUGAAGUUUUUUUCUGAGAAGGUCAGUCACCAUCCAAUGAUUGUUGCUUGUCACUGUGAGGGAAGAGGAUGGAAGUUCUGGGCAGACUCCAAUUUGAAAGGAAAGUUUUGGGGGCGAUCUAUUCAGUUAGAUCCUGUGGGCGUUCUCACCCUACAGUUUGAGGACGGUGAAACAUUUCAGUGGAGCAAGGUCACCACUUCCAUAUACAAUAUUAUACUAGGUAAAAUUUAUUGUGACCACUAUGGUACUAUGCACAUCAAGGGCAGUGGAAACUACUCUUGCAAAUUGAAGUUCAAAGAACAAUCUAUCAUAGACCGCAAUCCACAUCAGGUCCAUGGGUUUGUUCAAGACAACAGAACUGGAGAGAAGGUAGCAAUGUUAAUUGGUAAGUGGGAUGAAGCAAUGUACUAUGUACUCGGGGAUCCAACUACAAAGCCCAAAGGUUAUGAUCCAAUGACAGAAGCUGCGUUAUUGUGGGAAAGAGACAACUAUGUUCCAAAAACGAGAUACAACCUUUCUCCCUUCGCAAUUUCCUUGAAUGAAAUAAUGCCUGGUUUAUUGGAGAAGUUGCCUCCAACUGACUCUAGAUUGAGACCAGAUCAGAGACAUUUAGAAAAUGGAGAAUAUGAGUUUGCAAAUGCAGAGAAGCUAAGGCUUGAACAGUUGCAGAGACAGGCAAGAAAGAUGCAAGAAAGAGGAUGGCGGCCCAGAUGGUUUAAGAAGGAUGAGGAUGGUUCUUACCGAUACAUGGGUGGUUAUUGGGAGGCAAGAGAGAAAAAUCAUUGGGAUGGAAUCCCUGAUAUAUUUGGACAAGGUUGUGAUUUGCCUUCAUGUUCUGAAGAGACUUUAUCCUACUGAACACUGGUUUUCCUUUUGCUAUAUGUCAAUUUGGAUGUAGGUUGUAAGUUAUAUAUACAAAAUUCUUCCAGAUAGUGUUCUCGUCAUAGAAAUUUCUUCUGGCUAAGCAUUUUGGGCAAUUUGUCACUAAUCUUCGCAUUUUUGGGAGCAAGAAUUGAAAUCAGCCUAUGUUAAUUUACAAUUAGUCCAUACUAAUAUGUCUCGUUAAAAAUGCACCUCUGUAGUCACAUCCUUCAGAAACUAGGUGCUAAAUUUUUAUGAUAGAGUUGUCUUAUUCUCUUUA
Messenger RNA from Cicer arietinum (chickpea), 3522 nucleotides. RefSeq names its product oxysterol-binding protein-related protein 1D. The record is from RefSeq and is a predicted model, not a curated record. Gene Ontology annotation, cellular component: membrane; cytosol. NCBI's taxonomy places the organism in Eukaryota, Viridiplantae, Streptophyta, Magnoliopsida, Fabales, Fabaceae. Gene Ontology annotation, molecular function: sterol binding.